Molecule: messenger RNA, 3222 nt
Organism: Xiphophorus hellerii (green swordtail)
Lineage: Eukaryota; Metazoa; Chordata; Actinopteri; Cyprinodontiformes; Poeciliidae
Product: adhesion G protein-coupled receptor F5-like
Exons: 12
Coding region: 2-3148 (1048 amino acids)
Biological process (GO): adenylate cyclase-activating G protein-coupled receptor signaling pathway; cell surface receptor signaling pathway
Cellular component (GO): membrane
Molecular function (GO): G protein-coupled receptor activity
Source: RefSeq, a predicted model, not a curated record
GAUGGCUUCACCUAAUGUGGCCUGGUUCAGUUUUAUGCUGCUGGUUUUGUGCUGCAGACUGGAUGAACUGGGAUUCAGACAGUCUGUGUCUGUUGUGGAGGAAGUGACUGGGACUGAAGCAAUAAUUUUGAAUGUUGGAGGACGGAGACCAGUAUCCAUGACAACCUGCUGUCCAACGUCCCUCCCCUCUGAUGGACUGCAGUGUCAGUAUGAAGAUGGUGUUGCUUGGAAACGUGACAUCUGUAACUCCACUAAAACAUCCAGUAAUUCUAGCAGUCAGAUCUGCACACACAGAUAUGAACUCCAUUAUGAUGGCAGGUUUUGUCAACCAGUCACAAUGAUGACAGUAAUGCCACCAACUACAACCACAGAACAAAAUCACAAACCCCUGUUUCAAUUCCUAAUGCCUGAAAUCAAUGUAAGAAUGGCAGCUUUGACAAAUGCAACAAAGGCUCAUUCAACAAAACCAACAAUGGCCAGACAGUCAAACUUCACGCCAGGAAGACAAACAGCAAAGAUAAACUCUGAAGAAUGGACAGAAGGAUUCAUGACAUCAGAAGAUCUAACAUCACCUUCAAAGACAACCAUUGCAGUCAAACGAGACAACUUCACCAUCAACAUGCCGUUUCAGGAGUCAUUCAAAGACCAAACCAGCAGAGUUUACAGAGACAUCCAUGAUGCAAUUGAAAAGCAGUGUCAGUACUAUGUGUCACAACAUUGCAGAGUGCAGAGCUUAACCUUACGGGAAGGAAGUACUGUUGCUGUUUACAGUCUCAGAGCUCCAGCUAUUGAUGAUGACCAAGUUAAAAGAGUAAAAUCUGCAGUAUUUAAUGAACUAGCUGCAAAAAAUUACCCAAUGGAGUUUGUCAGUGAGAAAAAAUUACAAUUUAAUCCAAGAAAAGUCUUCUUGAAGGAAAGUGUGACUGUGAUAUGUGGCCCUCCACCAAACACUCUCAAUCUGGGCACCCAGUGGGACGCUGAAUGGACAGUUAAUGGUGCGGUUAUUGAGCCAGAUGAAACCCAUAGCAUCUCCAACAAUUACACGGAGGGGAAGUCAACAUUGACAGUUUCCAAGUUUCUUCGAACUGAUGACGGCUUUUAUGAAUGUAAACUGAAAAGCACUAAGUUCAUUUUCAAACAGAAAGAAACCUUCAUAUCCAAAGCAAUCCCACUGAUUCAUGUUAAACCAGUCAGAGGAAUCAUGAACUGUGAUUUCUCCAAUAAGAUCAAACUGGAGUGCUCUGUCAACAGACCCUAUGUGAUAGAGUUUAUCGAAUCAGAUUACACAGUUUAUGAUGACAAAAUCUCAGCUGAGAUCACAGUCCCUCAUGACUGUACAGACAAGAUCGUUUACACUUGUGAAGAGGAAAUGUACACAAAAUAUCAAAAAGUAAUCACAGUUGAAUUCACCACGGAGCCUCUGAUAUGUUUCAGUGAUGAGUUCGGUAAUGGACCGUUGGGCUUUAAGGCGGUGGCAGACUGCAAAAACAACAAGGUGGGAGAACAGACGGCGGUUUGUAAAGAAGAUGGUAAAUUUGGAGAUCUACAAGAUAACUGCGUCCUGGCACCUGUUUAUGAGCUGCUUGAUCAGUCUGAGGCUCUGAAUAAAUUUACACUGGCAGCAUUCUUGGAGCAACUCAGGACAGUGGCUGUCAGACAUGCUAAGGACAUAACUAACUGUCCGGCCACCAUCACUAGCAUUGUUAAGAUUUUCAACAAUGUAGAAAAUAUUACUUCAUUCUUCGGUGUGAAAAUAAGUCAAGAUUCUAUGAAAAAUAUCCUGGAAACUGCAGGUGUUCUCACUGUUGAGGAGGCAAAAGAUUCAUGGACAUUUCUCAACGGUGAUUCCAACAAUGAAACAGAGGAAAGUGAUGAUGCUGAAAUGAAAAGUGUCAGCUCUUCACUGUUGAACUUCUUUGAGAGGAUGACAACCCAUCUGCUCAAUAAACCCUUCAGCAUCACCACACCUCAUAUUCUACUGAACAAAACUACAUUCACAAACACGUUCAACGCAGACUUCAACUCCUCAGUGGAAAUAGACAUUCUGGAGGCUGAUGAAGGGAAUCAGUCAGUGACUGUAAUAUUAUUCGCUUCCAUGGGCAAUGUGCUUUCUACAAGACACGAAUAUGACCAUUCUUACAGUCAAAGGGUUGUGCUCAUUCAGUCAGAAGCUAAAAUUACAAAUUUAUCAUUAAUAUUUCGUGCAUCAGAUCAGAAUUUUUAUAAAUCAGAAUGUAUUUUCUGGGACUUCAGUCUCUUUGAAGGUCUUGGAGGAUGGAGCAGCAACGGUUGCUUGUCGGUUUUCAGAGAAGAUAAACUGGUCUCCUGUAACUGCAACCACACCGCCUCAUUCUCCGUUCGGUCAAGUUUUUUGCUUGCAUAUUUCAUUAACACCACAAUAAGUUUAAUUGCAGCUGUCCUUUCUAUGAUUUUUCUGAUCAUUUGUCUCAUCAUUGAAGGCGUCACGCUGAGACGAAUGAGCCAGAACAACCCAUCUUACUUCCAUCAUGUUUCCAUCAUUAACAUUGCUCUGUCCGUCCUGGUUACAUUGAUUUGGUUUAUUAUUCGACUGACCAUGUCACUGCCAGACAGUGCGCCGGCCUGCACAGUCGUUAUGUUCUUGAUCCAUUUCUCCUACCUCUCCCCGUUCUUCUGCAUGUUAGCCUCGGCCCUGCUGCUGCUCUACCGGACUCUCAGUGUCUUUGAAGGAGGGCUGUCUAAAAGAUCCACGCUGGCCAUCGGAUUCUCUUUGGGAUACGGUGCACCUCUGAUUAUUUCAACAAUAACUAUAGCUGCAAUAGCUCCCUCAGAUCAGGACAUCCAGGAGAAUAUCAUCUGUUGGAGCAACUGGUAUAAGUCCAACGCUCUACUGGGGAUUAUGAUCCCUGCGUAUAUGAUAGUGGCUGUAAACUUUAUAAUUCUGAUGGUGGUGAUAUCCAAAAUACUGAGAAGACUUGGAGGAAAUGCAGUCCAUGCAGGAGAGAAGCAUGGCCUAUUGGCAGCUGUCAGUUUGACUUUGCUCACAAUGUUUUUGGGCGUAACUUGGAGUCUGGAAGCUGUAACUGUGGCUCCCUCGAGUCUAAUGGGAAUCUAUUUUGGAUUAUUUGUCUUUCAGUUAUUAGAGGUAGUGUUUUAUUUUCUCUACUAAUAUUUAAAUAUUUCCAGUUGUUUAUUGUUAUGAUACGAUAGACUAGAAAUGUGAAGUAAUUUGACAACACAUAC